Molecule: messenger RNA, 225 nt
Organism: Linum trigynum
Lineage: Eukaryota; Viridiplantae; Streptophyta; Magnoliopsida; Malpighiales; Linaceae
Source: the annotation of a GenBank genome assembly
AUGGCUUCAUCCUCUUUGACGUCUUGUAUAGCGGCGACGAUUUUCGAGGAGAUGAUGGUGACUUGCGGCAAGCUAGCUUCGUGCAGCGCCUCAACUUGGACAACAAUCAUGGUGGGGGUCGAUGGGUGUGACAUGCUCGCCGGCGGCAUGGCGACUGUCGCUGAUGGCGUAGGUUGCUCAACUGACAUCUUGGGAGGGCCAGGUGAAGGUUUGCUACUGGUCUGA